Solanum verrucosum is the source of this 513-nucleotide messenger RNA. RefSeq lists its product as uncharacterized. NCBI's taxonomy places the organism in Eukaryota, Viridiplantae, Streptophyta, Magnoliopsida, Solanales, Solanaceae. The record is from RefSeq and is a predicted model, not a curated record. The transcript has 3 exons. The coding region runs from base 74 to 304 and encodes 76 amino acids.
CAAUUUUUUUUACAUCUGCAGUCUCUUUGAUUUCCAUUCUCUCUGCUCUUCAUCACGCUUUAGGAGCUCCAAGAUGGCUACCAAGUACAUCAUUGGUUCUAUCGCUGGAUCUUUUGUCGUUGCAUAUGUUUGUGACACUGUUAUUUCUGACGGGAAACUGUUUGGAGGUACUACUCCAAGCACUGUUACCAACACCGAUUGGUGGAAAGAAACAGACAAGAAAUUCCAGGCAUGGCCUCGCACUGCUGGUCCCCCAGUGGUCAUGAACCCCAUCAGCCGACAGAAUUACAUUGUCAAGUCUUGAUUUAGAUAGUUGACUUGUGCUGUUUUUUCCCCCUCAACAGAUUACAUUUGAGAUCGAACCAUUCUUCAGUUUUGAGCAAGGUUUUUUGCUCCUACGCUUGAUUCAGACGAUAUUGAAGUCAUUUUUCUCACUUAUAAGAAGAUUUGACGUAUGUUACAAACAAUCAAAACAGAUUUGACAUAUGUUACAAUAAAAAAUUUGUUCAGUUA